Molecule: messenger RNA, 2049 nt
Organism: Rhodamnia argentea
Lineage: Eukaryota; Viridiplantae; Streptophyta; Magnoliopsida; Myrtales; Myrtaceae
Product: GDSL esterase/lipase At5g08460
Exons: 5
Coding region: 804-1913 (369 amino acids)
Molecular function (GO): hydrolase activity, acting on ester bonds
Source: RefSeq, a predicted model, not a curated record
UUGACCAGCUAGAGCAUUUUCAUGCUUUGGACCUAUCUGAGAAUUUGAUUGCCAGAGCACCUUUUAUGUUUCUAAAGAGCGAGAGACGGUUGCCUUGGUUGCAGAGAAAGUGAAGCUCUUCUCAAUGAUUGGGCCUAAGAUCUUUGGCUAUUGUUAAGCUAACAGGAGCAAGGUAGAGAUACAGGGGAAAUUCGGCUUUGUGAUCAUGACAGCUUCAUGGCCGUUGUUUUCCAGAUUGAUUCCAAUGAUGUAAAUAAUAGCUAGUGGUUAUGAAUUGAUACCGACGAUGAAUCCAUUUCGAGGAAGGUCCUUAUUGCGAUCAAAUGCUUUUGGGGAAAGUCUGCAGCUUGUUUUAUCCAUCAGUUACGUGGUUUGCCCAAGAAGUUCUUUACUUCUCGUUGGGGUCACGUUAAGCAGCAAGCAAAUCAUGUUUAUUCUGCGGGCAUCAUGUGUAUCCCACCAUUGAGAUGGCAUAAUGCACGCGCUUUAAAGUAUUGCCUUUGUUCAUGGCAGAGCUGCUUUGUGUGGCCCAGAUAAGUGCUUUGACAGUACAUCCACGCCGUCUUAACGGCAUAGACUCCAUUUAACAUGAGUAAACUGCCAAUCCAAGACUUUGAAAAGAGAUCAUGAAGAUGUAACCGGCCUUCUGAAAACAAGGAGGAGAUUGGGAGAGUUACAGCAAGAAAACAUGGAUCGUUGCUGUUUCAAGAACUGUCUGCGCCUUGUCGCAAUGGCGGCAUUUAUAUAACAAUAACGUUGGCUUUAGCUACUUGCAUUGCAUGUGAAUCUGUAUAUUGAGAGAGAUGGCAAAGCCCUUCUCAAUGUUUCCAAGGCUACUGCUGAUGGGUGCUUCUGUGGCGGUUGUUUUCUCAAUUGGUGCUUCUGGGUCUCCACAAGUUCCAGCGUUCUUUGUGUUUGGAGACUCUUUAGUCGACGAUGGAAACAAUAACUAUUUGACCUCCUUGGCUAAAGCAAACUACUUGCCCUAUGGUGUCGAUUUCGACGGAGGUCCUUCGGGAAGAUUCUGCAAUGGGAAAACGAUCAUCGACUUUCUUGGGGAGCUACUGGGUCUUCCAUAUGUACCGGCAUAUGUGAACACGCUUGAAGAUGACCGAAGCAUUCUAGGAGGGGUAAACUAUGCUUCUGCCGCUGCUGGCAUUCUAGAUGAGUCGGGAAGAGAGCUUGGAGGUCGAUUCUCGCUGCGGCAACAGGUGGAGAAUUUCCGGAGCACAUUGAGCCAGCUCAAGAACCAAAAGGGAGAGGAGGAGUUGGGGCAGUACUUGGCCAAGUCGCUGGUGAUGAUGAACCUUGGCAGCAACGACUACCUCAACAACUACCUGAUGCCUUCCCUCUAUGACACCAGCUCCAUCUUCAACCCCAGUGACUAUGCUCAGAUUCUCAUCUCCAAUUACACUACACACAUUGUGGCAUUGCACAGUCUGGGGCUGAGGAAGUUCUUAAUUGCUGGGAUCGGGCCACUGGGUUGCAUGCCGAACCAACUGGCUACUGGAGCUGAUACGCCGGGGAAAUGCAUCUCCACCGUCAACAACAUGGUCAGGCUGUUCAACAUGCGGCUCAGGUCUCUUGUGGACCAACUCAAUGCCAAUGCUCAUGGCCAACGUGCCAUUUUUGUGUAUGCCAAUACUUUCGAUCUCUUCGCCGACAUCUUGGCCAACGCCAAUACUUACGGAUUAAGGGUGGUGGACAGAGGGUGUUGUGGGAUAGGAAGGAAUCGAGGUCAGAUCACAUGCCUGCCAUUGCAGAUGCCGUGCAUGAACAGAGACGAGUACGUGUUUUGGGACGCAUUCCAUCCGACGCAGGCCGUGAACAAGAUCAUCGCCGAGGGAGCGUACGCUGGUCCUCCUUCCGUCUGCUACCCUAUCAAUGUCAAGCAAAUGGCUUAUGAUGCCUAACUUUGGCCAAUGGCUAAUGUGUACAUGUGACUAUUUAUGACAUUGACAUGCAUCUUUGCUUUUCCUCUGGAUUUGCUUCAUGUCACUCAAGGAUGGAAAUCCCUUAAUUGUGGUGUUGAGCAUGGAAUGAAUGGAG